AUGUAUAUUAAAUCAGAGAGAUUCUACCAACAACCAGAUAAUCAACUUAAGGACACCGACAGGUGUUUUUCGGAUUACGAAGAAGAGCUAGACGAUCGUGAAGGCGGCGGGGGUGCGGCGCGGCGGUGCGCGCGCGAUGCGGCGUCGCCCGCGCACGCGCACGCGCCGGCGCCCGCGCCUCCCGCGCCCCCCGCGCACGCCGUCAAGAACGAGCGCCUCAGUCCGCACGACUCUACUGCUUCCAGAUCACGUAGCGUGACGCCGUCGACGUCAUCCUACCCGGGCACACCGCCAGAGCGCGGCAGCCCGCACGCGCCACCUGCACCUGCUCACCCACCCCGGAAUUACUCGGACAUCAUGCGUUCGCUUGCCGCCCGAUACAACACACACCCCUCUAAUGACUAUUUCCACCGAAUAAAUGGGUACGGUAUGGAAAGAACUCCAGCGCCCACACAGGCCGAUGGUAAUGAUGUGGUCGUUGGCGGUUUAUUUGCAAAGUUAGCGAAGCAACAGGGAGGCCCACCUCGGCUUCCCGCUUUCCCUGUUAUGCUAGACAUGAGUUCUACAAAGACUCUAUUAGCAAUAUCGCGAGUGGGUCGCGGAGGUAGAUCGCGGCGCAAGCGCGUCGGCGCGGGAGUCACAACGGAACACUCUCCGCUUGAUCUCUCCGCGGCGGGGGAGAGUGCGGCGAAACGCGCCCGACUCUCCGCCAGCCCUAGCACGCGGAGCGACGGAGAUGAGAGGGACAGAGUAUCAAAUGAAGACCGGAGUGAGAGUCGCGAUUGCUUGUGUUCAGAAGCUCGUGCGAGACUCUCCGCGAUGACUGUAGACGAUGUGUGUGAAUUUGUCUGUACCAUCGACAUCUGCGCUGAAUAUGCGUCGAAUUUUCGCGAACAGAGGAUUGAUGGGGCUGGUCUGCCUCUUCUAACAGAGGAACACCUAACUGGCAUGCUACAGAUGAAACUAGGUCCGGCACUGAAAUUGCGCGCGGUAGUUGCAAGAAGGUUAGAGCCAUGCGCUCAAUGCCAGGCGACGGCCUCUCCGCAAACACCCAACACAGCCGUUUCAACACCCAUCGCACCUAAAGUUAACGGUACAUCGCUCAAAUCAGAACCAAGAAGCAACACCACGAGUCCUAGU
This is a messenger RNA of Brenthis ino (lesser marbled fritillary), 1140 nucleotides long. The record is from the annotation of a GenBank genome assembly. Lineage: Eukaryota; Metazoa; Arthropoda; Insecta; Lepidoptera; Nymphalidae.